Triticum dicoccoides is the source of this 2823-nucleotide messenger RNA. Its product is annotated as MDIS1-interacting receptor like kinase 2-like. The transcript has 4 exons. Gene Ontology annotation, molecular function: protein kinase activity; protein binding; ATP binding. The record is from RefSeq and is a predicted model, not a curated record. The coding region runs from base 1 to 2547 and encodes 848 amino acids. NCBI's taxonomy places the organism in Eukaryota, Viridiplantae, Streptophyta, Magnoliopsida, Poales, Poaceae. Gene Ontology annotation, biological process: protein phosphorylation.
AUGCAAAAACUAGGCAGCAAAAUGGAGCAUUUGUUCUACUUCAGCCUGCUGCUUGUGGCAUGCCUUCUUCCAUUGCAAGAAGCAUAUGCAGCGCGCCAUGGAGGGAUCUCAAUGAGGUCUCAACGCAUGGCUCUCCUCCACUGGAAAGCUACACUUGCGAGGCCACCGCUUCAGAUGAACUCUUGGCAAGAAAACACUAGCCCCUGCAACUGGACGGGCAUCAUGUGCACGGCUGUCCGCCAUGGCCGCCGCACGCCCUGGGUGGUGACAAACAUCUCCCUGCCAGAUGCUGGCAUCCAUGGCCAUCUUGGUGAGCUCAAUUUCUCGGCUCUUCCAUUCCUCGCAUAUAUUGACCUUAUGAACAACAGUCUUCAUGGUGCACUACCUGCUAGUAUCAACACCUUGUCAGCACUUUCGGUGCUUAAUCUUGGCAACAACCAGCUCACAGGGAAAAUUCCUUAUGAGAUUGCUGGCCUGCAAAGUCUCAGGGUGCUUCAACUUACAUCCAAUAGACUCACGGGACAUAUCCCUACGUCUCUGGGUAACUUAACAAUGUUAACUCAUCUUGCCAUUCACCAAAACAUGGUAUCAGGUCCCAUUCCUGAGGAGAUUGGAAGGCUUGUCAACCUACAGAUUCUACAUCUAAGCAACAACGCCUUAAGCUGCAUGAUACCAAAAACCCUUGGAAAUCUGACACAGCUCCGUGGUUUGUCCCUGCAUGGUAAUCAACUUUCAGGGCCUAUACCCCAAGAACUAGGUAGACUAGUCCAUUUGCUAUAUCUUGGGCUUAAUUCAAAUGAUUUUUCAGGUCUAAUUCCAAUAACCGGUUCCAUCCCGCAGGAAAUUGGCAAUCUAGUGAACCUCAAAUAUUUAGGCUUGUAUCAAAACCAAAUUUCCGGAUCAAUACCAAAAACUUUUGGGAAGCUGCAGAGCAUACAAGAAGUGCAAAUCUAUGAUAACAAAUUAUCAGGUUCUCUUCCUCUAGAAUUUGGAAAUCUCAUAAACCUUGUUGAACUUGGGUUGUCUAACAAUUCACUUUCAGGGCCUUUACCGGCAAAUAUAUGUUCAGGUGGCAGACUUCGAUACCUCACUGUCUUUUCCAAUAUGUUCAAUGGGCCCAUUCCAAAGAGUUUGAACAAAUGCCUGCAGAUCAUGUUAGAUGUGAGCAACAAUAACCUUAGUGGUGCGUUGCCGCAGCAACUUGGGAAGUUGGGGAUGCUAGAAUCUCUUAAUUUAUCACAUAAUAAGUUCGCUGGCAGCAUUCCAUCCUCCUUUGCAAGCAUGGUGAGCCUUUCAACACUUGAUGUGUCCUACAAUGUCUUGGAAGGACCAAUCCCAACAACACGACUACUCCAAAAUGCUUCAGCAAGUUGGUUUCUUCCCAAUAAAGGUCUGUGUGGUAAUCUCUUUGGCCUGCCACCUUGUUAUUCAAGCCCAAUAGAUGGUCACCACAAAUGGAAGACACUUGGUUUGCUUUUGCCAAUUGUUCUUGUGGUGGGUUUCAACAUUGUUUUUGCGAUUGCUGUCAUAAUAAUGCUUCGGCAUAACAAGAGAAAACCACAAGAAGGUGUCAUUGCUGAAGCAAGGGACUUAUUCUCUGUUUGGAAUUUUGAUGGAAGAUUGGCAUUUGACGAUAUUUUAAGAGCAACAGAAGACUUUGAUGAUAAGUACAUCACUGGAACAGGAGGAUACGGGAAAGUCUACAAGGCCCAACUCCAAGAUGGGCAGCUGAUUGCUGUGAAGAAGCUUCAUCAGACCGAAGAAGAGUUGGAUGAUGAAAGAAGAUUUCGUAGUGAAAUGGAAAUCUUAACGCAAAUCCGACAACGAAGCAUUGUCAAAAUGUAUGGAUUCUGCUCCCAUCCAGUGUAUAAAUUUCUAGUCUACGACUACAUUCAGCAGGGAAGCCUCCACGGAAUAUUAGAAAAUCAGGAGCUAGCAAAGGAAUUAGAUUGGAAGAAGAGAAUUGCUCUUGCAACUGAUGUGGCUCAAGCAAUAUCUUAUUUGCACCACGAAUGCAGUCCACCUAUAAUCCAUCGAGAUAUCACAAGCAACAACAUCUUACUUGAUACAUCCUUCAAGGCUUUUGUCUCGGAUUUCGGCACGGCAAGGGUUCUUAAGCCCGAUUCGUCAAACUGGAGUGCACUAGCAGGAACGUUUGGCUACAUAGCUCCUGAACUGUCGUACACAUCUGUUGCGACAGAGAAAUGUGAUGUCUAUAGCUUUGGGGUGGUUGUGUUAGAGCUAGUGAUGGGCAAGCAUCCAAGGAAUUUAUUAGAUGGUAGUCUUUCUAACGGCGGACAAUCAAUGAUGGUGAAAGAUAUUCUGGACCAACGGCCGACAACACCAAUAACAACAGAAGAGAAUAACUUAGCUCUGCUCAUCAAGUUGGCCUUAUCUUGUUUGGAAUCUUCUCCCCAAGCAAGGCCAACCAUGCAGGAGGCAUACCAAACACUCAUCCAGCGACCAUCUUCUAGUUCUUGUUCUGUGCCUUUCAGCGCGCUUAUAUUACAGCAAGGGAUGCAUGCUGAUAUAAGUUCUGAAUCCUAGUGAGAAACCAGGGUCUGUCAAAGCUGAGGCCGAUUCAGGUUUCCGAUUUUUUACUCAAGUCACUCAUACACCACCUAUAUACCUCUUGUAUGCCAUGCCACACAGGAUGAGUUGGCGACUCAUUGUAAGUCUAUGUAUUUGUAGACUCUCCUGAUACAACAAAGCUCACCAUUGUGUGCGUGUGGUUUUUCCCUCAAGGGUUUCCCACGUAAAAAUGUGUGUCUUGUCCUGUGUUCUUGAUAUUUCUCUGUUUGUUCGCUUGCUGAUUUUUAUUUA